This is a messenger RNA of Williopsis jadinii, 11571 nucleotides long. RefSeq names its product histone acetyltransferase TRA1 (gene TRA1). The transcript is spliced from 2 exons. The record is from RefSeq and is a predicted model, not a curated record. Gene Ontology annotation, molecular function: transcription coregulator activity; protein binding. Gene Ontology annotation, biological process: regulation of DNA-templated transcription; DNA repair. Gene Ontology annotation, cellular component: SAGA complex; NuA4 histone acetyltransferase complex; nucleus. Lineage: Eukaryota; Fungi; Ascomycota; Saccharomycetes; Phaffomycetales; Wickerhamomycetaceae. Bases 346 to 11514 code for a protein of 3722 amino acids.
AACUUCAUCAUCCAGUGCCAUGGGAGUUCGCAAUCAUUGCCGCAGUCUCAUUGCCCACGGAGCUAAGUUCAUGUGCGCCGGGGGUUCAAGCCCUACACAGCUUUCAUUGUUAUGACCACUUCGCCAGGAGAUGGCACGAAAUGAUGCGUGGUCACAGACAAUGUGAACAGCACAGCCUUCACCCAACAAGAUGUGUUUUGACAUUCGUUACAAUGCAAACAGAUGGCUCUUUAACAAAAAUUGGUAACUGUCAAAAACUGUCAACCCUAAUGUCCGUUACCUCAUGGCACGUUAGCAAUGCUAAUUUGAGUUUCAAAAGCACCGACGACGCGGAUUGGACCGUUUAUGGCCCCGAUGAUUAAGCCCCGACCAUUAGCCCCGAUCAAUUGGUCGUGUUAUUACCAGUGUAGUUAUGAGCAUAAACUCAGAAAUGCCAUACUAGAAGUCAUUCACAGAUCCCAGAUGAAUGACUUGUUCCAACCUUACUGUGUUGACAUGACAGAACUUUUACAGAAGUUACUGCAUUCAGAAAACGAGGAGAAUGGUGUCAUUUGUUUGAAGAUUCUGACAAGUUUGUUCAAGUCUUACAAGACGGUGUUGACAGACAAGGCGGAGCCAUUUAUCCAGUUGAUCAUUGAGAUGUACAAGAACAUGGAUCAGCUCAUCACUGAUACAUUUGUCACCAACCAGAGUGUACAUAACACACAGGGUUCAUUCAACUCACCAAGCUCUUCAUCUCCGUUGUUAUCACAGGAUGAGCCAAAACAGUUGGGGAAGGCUAUGUCAUCCUUUAAGACCAUUGCUGAGUGUCCCAUUACUAUGGUGACAUUGACAUCUUCUUAUAAACAAUUGGUGACGACUUCUCUCCCAGAGUUUAUUCCUCAUAUUAUCGAUAUCUUGAAGGCGGAGGUGCCACAACAAGCUGAGGCAAGAAGAUUGGCAGAGGAAAAGAAUGAAAGAUUUACCUCAGUGAGUCCUGCUAUUAAGAACAGAGUCGCGUAUGGAGAGUUCAUUCUAGGUCAAGUCAAAGCUGCUUCGUUCUUAGCGUACAUUUUCAUCCGUGGCUAUUCAACAACGUUACUCAAUGACUAUACUCAAAUCAUACCUGAUUUGAUCAUGAGAUUGCUCAUGGACUGUCCUAGUGAACUGUCUCAUGCCAGAAAGGAACUUCUCCAUGCAACAAGACAUAUUCUCACCACUCCUUACAGAACGUUGUUUAUUCCAAUGCUGGACUUGUUGUUCGAUGAAAUGGUGCUCAUUGGAGAUGGGUUAACUGCACAUGAGACCUUGCGUCCAUUGGCUUACAGCAUUGUCGCAGACUUCGUGCACAAUGUUAGAAACGAAUUGACAACAGACAAGAUUUUACAGACCAUUACCAUGUACUGCAACCAUCUUCAGGAUAGUACGUUGGCAUUGACCGUUCAAAUCAUGAGUGCAAAGUUACUGCUGAAUCUUGUGGAAAGAAUUAUGCGUAUGAGUUCAAAAGCCGAAGGAAGGGAACUGUUCAUGCUCAUUAUUGACGCAUUCACCAAAAGAUUUCAAGCUCUCAAUAGACAAUAUGACAACAUUAUGAAGCAUCAUCAUGAAAUUGAGGAAAAGAAGCAGAAGAAAGCCAUCUCCCAAAAGGAAGCUCUCAAGAAGGAUAACCUCCAGUCAUUUGAUGCUGAUGAUGAAAUCAAUGUAUAUCUUGAAAAUGUGAAGAAGCUUGCCUAUGCUAAUGCACAACCUAAGAAGGAUGCAGAUGACGAUGUGCAAAUGGAAGACCAGAACGAGCCUGCUGAUUCAGAAGAGGCUGUUUCUGCGGAGGAAACAAAGGACAACGAGGUUGAUAUCUUUGAUAUACAAAGGGAAGUUCCAAUUCUAAUUUCCCCAAAUUCUUCGAACGAUCCUUUGAAGGACGCCCGUUAUUUGUUCCGUACUCUACUUCAGUUCCUGAAAACAAUCAGUUAUGGUUUGAAGAACUUCAACCCAGCACCUCCUGUUGGCCACGACGAGAAUCUUCACCAAAAAUGGAAUGAUUUUGCUAGAGUGUUUUCAAAUGAAGAGGUCAACAUUCUCAGACAACUUUUCCGUGAAUGUAUAUCAGGUAUGAGAUUUUUUUCCACUGCUCAGAUUAAGCCAGUUAAGCCAAACAAAUCCAUGAUGGAGUUCACCGGUCCAUCUCUACCAGUAAGUUCAUCUAAGGAGGAGAAAGAUUUGAUGGAGAAUUUUGCUAUCAUCUUUAUCCAUAUUGAUGCUGCUACAUUCAAUGAAAUCGUUCAAGCUGAGGUCCGGUUUUUAUAUGAUGCUAUGUUGAGGGAUUCUGCCAUGCUCCACAUUCCACAAUUCUUUUUGGCCAACGAAAACACAUCUCCAAACUUUUCGGGCUUGUUGAUCUCAUUUUUGAAGAGUAAAUUGGAGGAACUUGGCUCUCCCGAUAUUGUGAAAACCAACAUAUUGAUACGUUUAUUCAAGUUAUGCUUCAUGUCAGUUAAUUUGUUUCCAGCACUGAACGAGAAAGUUAUCCUUCCUCACUUGAACGAUUUGAUCCUUACAUCUUUGAAGCUAACAACUACAUCCAAGGAGCCAAUUGCAUAUUUCCAUCUCAUACGAACAUUAUUCAGAUCAAUCGGCGGUGGGAGAUUUGAAAACCUUUACAAAGAGAUCAUGCCAUUACUACAAGUUCUUUUGGAAUCUCUGAAUAGAAUGAUCCUUAGUGCCCGUCGCCCACAAGAAACAGAUAUUUACGUUGAGCUUUGUCUUACUGUUCCUGUUCGUCUCAGUGUGUUGGUUCCACAUCUUAACUAUUUGAUGAGACCUUUAGUCUUGGCCUUAAACAGUAGCCAGGAAUUGGUCAGUCAAGGAUUGAGAACCCUUGAGCUCUGUGUUGACAAUCUAACUGCCGAGUACUUUGAUCCUAUCAUCGAGCCUGUCAUCAAUGAUGUAAUGAAAGCACUUUGGGGACACUUGAAACCAUUGCCAUAUCACCACCAACAUUCACACACAGCCUUCCGCAUUUUAGGUAAGUUGGGUGGAAGAAAUCGCCGUUUCAUUAAACCUCAUCAGGAUUUGGAGAUUAUUUCCAGUUUAGAUCAGGAGAUCAACGCCAAAUUCAAGAUCGAAGGGCUUGCAGACCCGGUUUCUUUGUCUGUAACAACAGGUAUUCCUCAUGCCAUUGACAUGUUGGAAAAUGGGUCAUUGGAUACUUCUUACAGAUUGAGUGCAUACAGAUAUAUCUCUAAGACAUUCAUGCUUUUCAUCUCUUCACAUCAACUCCCUGAAAAUUAUGGAUCCAAGUUGUCUGCUGCAGUUAGACUCAUUUCGGAAGAAAAGGUUGAAUAUGAAAAGUUUGAGGUUUUUGACGAAAUUAUCAUUUCGAAGCAGAAACUAAACCGUGAGCAAGAAUUAGCAUUGCGUCUUUUCAAGUCAAUUUUCUAUGCCACUUCAAUUCCUGAAUUGAAGGACGAGGUUAUCUCCUUGAUAAAAAACAUAUCUGAACACUUUACAUUAAUUGGUGUUGGUAAAGUACUCAUCGAGAAGGUAAAGAACCAAAGACCAUUCCUCGUUUCUGAUUAUGAGGGAAAAGUUGUUCUUUCUGAGCGUAUCAUGUUUGAUGCAAUUAUUUAUGCGCUGAGCUCGUAUCUGAUUGAUGUUAGACAAGCAGGUCUUGAUGCCAUCAAAACAAUAUUUGAUACUUCUGUUGUUGUGUUUGGAAGUAAAGAGAAGGCGUUGGAGUUCCCCGUUUUACGUUCCUUCUUCAAUGCUUUCGUGCAUUCGAGUUAUGAUGAAAAGUUCUAUAACAAAUUGGCCAGUACUUUUGGUUUGAAAAGUCUUGUGGAAGAUCAGGGAAUACCUAUCACAUGGUUCAAGAGUCGCCAGUUUGAACUCGUACACUCGAUGUUUUAUGUUUUGAGAGACACCAACCCGGAGGCACCAAGAGAAGUCUGCGAGAAUGCCAAAGGUUUAAUUUUAAAAGUCUUGGUGGAAUCAAACAAGGACACAACUGAAAAGGAAGUUCUUGAAAAACCUUUCCAGACCAUCAUAGGUGCUUUGGUUUAUGACCUAAGCAACGCAAAUCCUAUUGUGAGAGAGACCUCGCAAGAGGCAUUGAAAGUUCUUUCAAGUACAACUGGUGUUCCAAUAUCAACUAUGAUUGAGAAGUGCAAAAAUAUUCUUUUGACUCCAAUAUUUGGUAAACCGCUUAGGGCCUUACCUUUCCCAAUGCAGAUCGGAAACAUUGAUGCUAUUACGUUCUGCUUAGGGUUGGAGAACACAUUUUUGUCAUUUAACGACGAGUUGAAUAGAUUGUUAAUGGAGGCGUUGACUUUGGUGGAUGCUGAGGAUGAAUCUUUAACCAGUGCUCACAAGGUAUCAGAGCAUAGAACCUCAGAACAGUUGGUCAAACUUCGUGUUGUUUGUAUUAAACUUCUUUCACUUGCUCUUACGAAGCCUGAAUUCACGUCUAACCAGCAAGGUCAUACCAGAAUUAGAAUUUUGGCUGUUUUCUUCAAGACUCUUUGUGCAAAGUCAACUGAAAUCAUCAAUGCAUCUCACCAAGGCCUCGAACAAGUGCUCUCUCAAAAUGCAAAACUACCCAAGGAAUUGUUGCAGAAUGGAUUGCGUCCUAUGUUGAUGAACCUUUCUGAUCACAAGAAACUUACAGUUUCUGGAUUGGAGGCUUUGGCUCGUUUGUUGGAGUUGUUGAUAACAUACUUCAAGGUUGAGAUUGGACGCAAGUUACUUGAUCAUCUUAUGGCUUGGGCUCAACCUUCAGUGUUGAACUUUAUCUCUUCUCAAGAGCUCGAGCAUAAUUCUACAGUCAAGAUUAUUGUUGCGAUAUUGAACAUUUUCCAUCUCUUGCCUCCAAAAGCCUAUACGUUUAUGGAGGAGAUCAUUCGAACAUUGACUUACUUAGAGAGUCACCUGCGUCGUACACAAGAUUCUCCUUUCAGAGCACCUAUUGCGAAGUUUUUGAACCGCUUUCCAAAUGAGACUUAUCAGUAUUUCCUUCAACAUUUCCAUGUGAGACACAUGGGAACCAAAUUGGCUUACUUUGUGGCGUUGCCUGAGGAUGUUGAACUUAGAAACCAUAUAAAGGAAAACCUUGGUCAGUUUUACAAUAGUGUGGCCCAGGAAAGCCAACAUCAGAACAAAUGUAUCAAAUUUGCAAACUUUAUUGAUUUGAUUAAAAGUUUAGCCGAACGCGAUGAGAAUUGGCUAAACGAGAACAGAUCAGUGCUGCUUGACAUUUUCUCACUCUCACAAGAGAUCAUCUCUUUCGCAAAUGAUGCACCUCUGGUCUCCCCAAUCCAUUUGUAUGUUAAACAGGCGAUCGAAAAACUGCAAGUUCUCUUUGUUGCUUACUUCGAGAAGCAUUUAAUGGAGUCUGAUAUUGUUUUGGGAUUUAUAGAUCUGCUGUGCUCUAUUAACAUUCCUAUGUCAACUGCCUUGGAAGACUUCCUCUUCAACUGCAUUGUUAGAUCAGAGAAUACUCAAUUGAGACAAGAGUACUUGAACAAGUCGGUUUUAUUCGCCACUGAUAACAAGGGCCUCAAAUCGAGAAUAUUUGUUUUAAAACACAUUUUCAACUCGAUUAUAUUGUUCGAAGGAUUGAAAAACAACAACUUAGAUGCUUUGGCUGCGAGAAACGCUGGAUCCAAAAUCCCAACAUGGUUAGACCUAGUACACACCAAAAUUUGGAGAGCUUCAAAUGAGAUGGUGACGAAUCACAUUGCAGGGUCAAUUGAUAACCUCAGAUUUGAAUUCCUUCAACUGUCUGCGCUCUUGAUCAAAUUUGCACCAUCUCUGGUGGCUGACCUCCGUAAAGAUGUGAUCAAAUUCAGUUGGAAUCUGAUCAAGCUGGAGGACACAUUGACGAAACAAGCAGCAUACGUUGUUACUUCGUACUUCAUUUCAGUAUACGAUACACCAGUGAAGAUUGUUACCCAGGUGUUUGUGGCAUUGUUAAGAACUCAUACUGUUGAUUCAAGGUAUUUGGUAAGACAAGCUUUGGACUUGCUAGCCCCAGUUAUGCCAGAACGUAUGGGACCUAGUGGAUCAUCAACUGGUUGGAUUAAGUGGGUAAGACGUGUCUUGUCUGAGAACAACACUGUUCAGAACCUGACAGUAUACCAAUUCUUGAUCCACCAUGCUGAUAUUUUCUAUAAUGCCAGAGACCAUUUCAUUCCAAAUAUCAUAACCUAUAUGGGAAAGCUUACUGCAAUGUCAAACCCAGCAAUUGAGAAUCAGAACUUGGCAAUUGAAUUGGCAGACUUGAUUCUAAACUGGGAAAUCAAAGCCAAGGAGGACGCUUCAGCUGAGGAUAAGACAACUGGUGUUUCGUCUACGGACGCUACCAUAGCUGUUAAAGAUGAAGAUAAGACAACAGAGACUGAUGAUAGUGGAAAUGUGGGAGUCUUGAGUUCUGACAUUACUACACCAACAAGUUAUGCCGUUCCAUUUGCUCAACGUGAGGCUUGUAUUACUUUCCUAAUCAGGUUCAUUUGUAUAAGCUCUCAGAGGUCAUCGGAAAGUGAGUUAGGACAAAAGGCCCUACACAUUCUCUACAAGCUUCUGAGUCCUGGCUUUUGGUGCGAGGUUACUGUGAAAUUAGCAUUCUUUGAAAAGUUUUUGGUCCAAGCUGACUUCUCCAGUGCUAAUGUCUUAGGUUACUGCCUCAAUGCAUUGGAUGUGUUGGGAAUUGCACUUGAGGGAAAAACUUCCAUUUGGAUUGUUGAGAAUAUUGGGUUCUUACAAAAUCUUCUUGACAAGUGUUUGAGAUCCGAUAAUCAUGACAUUCAAGAGGGCUUGCAACGUGUACUGCGGACCAUUUUGAAGGCCAUUGUUGAACAGACUGGUUUCGAUGACAAGCUUCAAUCUGAUGAAGUUAAAGCGUUCUUGAAUCUCUUGAGUACAAUAGUAAGUGAGGACUUACAAAAUACCAAUUCUGUUGCUGCUGGUGUAACAUUAGCGUGGACUUUGGCUAAUCAUUAUCCGAAGGCUCUCGAUAAUCUCGUUCAAAGUCUCAUCCGGACGUUUGCGAAGAUUUGCAAAGAUCAUAUCACCAUAUCUCAGAGUGAACCAAACUCUUCUCAGGCCGAGUUCGAACAGAAGAUGACAACAAAACUUCUUGAGAAGAUUCUCUGCAUUUCUUCCAUGCGUAUUGGUACUUUGGGUGACCAACGCCGUAUUUUCCUCACGUUGCUUGCACAACUCAUCGACCGGUCAUUAGAUGUACGCCUUUUGAAAAAUAUCAUCAUACUUGUGAGAAGCUGGGUAUUCUCAACAACUGAUCUAUUUCCAACAACAAAGGAAAAAGCUGCAAUUCUUGUGAAGAUGCUAGUUUUCGAAUUGAGAGGGGAGCUCUCUCUUUCGAAGGAGUUCUAUCGUAUUAUAGUUGAUAUUUUCGAGGACAAAUCUCUGGCAUGCACUGAGUUAACUGUCAGAAUGGAACAACCUUUCUUGGUUGGUACAAGAUUGGCAGACUUUGAGAUACGCUCCCGCUUGAUGUCAAUUUUGAACGAUAGUCUUGAAAAGGAUAUCAACAAAAGGUUGCAUUAUGUGAUCAGAGAGCAAAAUUGGGAAUACUUGAGUGACUAUUUCUGGCUUAGCCAGGCUGUUGAAUUAUUAUAUGGCUCAUUUGAUAAAGACCAUAUUUUACAUCUUGAUGAUUCUUAUCAAUUUGCUUCGCUCAAUCAGAUCAAUAACAUCGUUGGUGACGCAAUUGAUGAACCAAGUGCUGAUCUAGAAAAACUUCUACACAACCACGAUUCUUUCUUGAAAUAUGCGUCAAAUAUAAAAUCCUCAGAUGUCAUUGGCCCGUUGUCAGAGCUUUUCUACAAGUCAUCGGAAAUUGCAAAUAAGACUUGGGUCAAUAUUUUCCCUGCUGCUUACAGCUCUAUUCAUCGUCGUGAAAAGCAGACCUUUAAAGAAGCCCUGGUAUCUCUUUUAUCAAAAGAUUAUCACUCUCGACAAGCUGAAGUUCGCCCUAAUGUUAUUCAGGGAUUACUCGAGGCAAUUUGCAAAUGUCCAGACUUGCAACUGCCACCGCACUUGAUUAAGUAUCUCGGAUUCAGUUUUGACGCUUGGUAUCCAGCGAUUAACAUCAUGGAAACGAUCGAUCAGGAGCCAUUGGUUGAAAAUACUCUUAUUUGCGAGUCAAAUCGGGAUGCGUUGAUUGAAAUGUACGCCUCCUUGCAGGAAGAUGAUAUGUUCUAUGGACAGUGGAGAAGAAGAGCCAAGUAUCUUGAAACCAAUGCUGCGUUGUCUUACGAGCAAAUUGGAUUAUGGGAUAAGGCUUUACAAUUGUAUGAGGCUGCACAAAUCAAGGCACGUAGUGGUGUUCUUCCUUAUGGCGAAUCAGAGUACUCACUUUGGGAAGACAAUUGGAUUCUUUGUGCAGAAAAGCUUCAACAUUGGGAUAUUCUAACCGAACUAGCUAAACAUGAAGGUUUCACAGACUUACUGUUGGAAUGUGGAUGGCGUGUUGCUGAUUGGACAGCAGACAAGGAACCGCUCGAACAAUCCGUGAAGACAGUUAUGGAUGUUCCAACACCACGUCGUCAAGUCUUUGAGACAUUCUUGACUCUUCAAGGUUACUCCCAACAAAAGGAGAAUCUACAAGAUCUAUCGAAACUGUGCGAUGAGGGUAUUCAGCUGGCCCUACGUAAGUGGCAUUCUCUCCCAAAGAGAUUCACCAAUGCCCACGUACCAUUGUUGCACACUCUACAACAGUAUGUUGAGUUUAUGGAGGCUUCCCAGGUAUAUGGCUCUCUUCUUACUACUAAUGCUCAGAAUCUUGACAACAAGUCUCAAGAGUUGAAGAGAAUUCUUCAGGCUUGGAGAGAACGUUUGCCAAACAUUUGGGAUGACAUCAAUAUCUGGAAUGACCUCAUCACGUGGCGUCAACAUGCCUUCAGUGUGAUCAACAAAGUAUACAUGCCAUUCAUUCCUUCAUUGCAACAAGCCAACGGUAACAACAAUAUCAACAGUUAUGCAUACAGAGGAUAUCAUGAAAUUGCUUGGGUUAUCAAUAGAUUUGCCCACGUUGCUCGCAAGCACAAUAUGCCAGAUGUCUGUAUUAGCCAAUUGACCAAGAUUUAUACUUUGCCAAAUAUUGAGAUCCAGGAAGCGUUCCUCAAGUUAAGGGAACAAGCCAAGUGUCAUUACCAGAAUCCAAAUGAGCUCAACACAGGUCUCGAUGUUAUCAGCAACACUAAUCUUGUUUACUUUGCAACUCAACAAAAGGCUGAAUUCUUUACAUUGAAGGGUAUGUUCUUAGCCAAGUUGAAGGCACAAGAUGAAGCAAACCAGGCAUUUGCUACUGCUGUUCAAAUCGACUUGAACUUGGCAAAGGCAUGGGCUGAAUGGGGUCACUUCAACGAUCACCGUUUGAAAGAAUCUCCGAAUGAGAUUGUUUAUGCGAACAACGCUAUCAGUUGUUUCUUACAGGCUGCUGGAUUGUACAAGAGUGCCAAGUCGAGAAAGUUGUUAUGUCGUGUCUUGUGGUUGGUCAGCUUGGACGACUCUACUGGUGCUUUAUCACAAGCUUUUGAGUCUUAUAGAGGCGAAGUCCCAGUUUGGUAUUGGAUCACUUUCAUUCCUCAAUUACUCACUUCAUUGUCACACAGAGAGGCCAAAUUGGUUCGUCAGGUGCUAAUUAGAAUCGCAAAAACUUACCCUCAAGCUCUUCACUUCCAAUUGAGAACUACAAAGGAAGAUUUUGCUGUUAUUCAAAGACAAGCGAUAGCUGUUGCCAAUCGUCAAGGCUCUGUAAACAGCAACAGUCAAUCGAGCCAAUCUGGGAACAAUGCCACCGCUUCACAAGGUCCUAAUGCUGGUGGAGCACUUCCAGGUAAUAAUGGAAUUCAAACGGCGUCAACUAGUAAUGGAAUACGCCAACCUUGGGAAUAUGUCGAAGAGAUCAUGGGUAUCCUCAAAACUGCCUAUCCUUUGUUGGCAUUGUCACUUGAGUCAUUGGUUGAUCAGAUUAACCACAGAUUCAAAUGCCAUGCAGACGAGGAUGCGUACAGACUGGUGAUUGCACUGUUGAACGAUGGUAUUCAGUAUCAGAGCCGUUUGCCAAAUCCAAGAGAAGAUGCCAAACUACCACCAACUACAGAGGCCAAUAUCACCAGAUUUGCAGAUACCGUAUUGCCUAAACAUAUCAGAUCAGAAUUUGACAAGGACUUUGUUGAGUCAAAACCUAACUUGGAGACCUAUAUCAGCAAGUUGAGAAGAUGGAGAGAUCGUCUUGAAGAUAAAUUGGACCGCAGAUUUUCCAGCGUUAAUCUUGAAAGUGUUUGUCCACAUCUCAGUGAAUUCCAUCAUCAAAAGUUUGAAGAUAUCGAGAUUCCAGGCCAAUAUUUGUUGAACAAGGACAAUAACCAACAUUUCAUCAAAAUCGAGCGUUUCUUACCAACAUUGGACCUUGUGAGAGGAACACAUGCCUGUUACAAACGCAUCAAGAUUCGUGGCCAUGACGGUAGCUUGCACAAGUUUGCUGUUCAGUUCCCUGCUGCUCGUCAUUGCAGACGCGAGGAGAGAAUAUUCCAGCUAUACCGUAUCUUCAACGGUGCGUUGUCAAAGAAAGUCCAAACGCGCCGUCGUCACAUUCAACUAUCCUUACCAAUAGCUGUUCCUCUUUCGCCUCAUAUCAGAAUAAUGACCGACACUGAGGACUCGAUUUCUCUACAGGAAAUUUAUGAGGAUUACUGCAAGAAGAUGAACGUUAGCCGUGACCAACCGAUGAUCUUUUAUAAUGAGAAGAUGAGGGACGCUGUUGAUCCACAUUUGCCUAAGCCAGAUAUCAUGAGUAUUAGGGUCGAAAUAUUGAGUUCCAUCCAGUCGUUAAUUGUUCCAAACAGUUUGAUGAAGAACUAUUUCGCCACUUUAUACACCCAAUUUGAAGACUUCUGGCUUUUCCGCAAACAGUUCACUUCCCAAUACGCAUCUUUCAUGUUUAUGACGUAUAUGAUGAGCAUCAACAAUCGCCAGCCACACAAGAUUAGCAUCAAUCAGAGAUCCGGUGCUGUUCUAACCUAUGAGAUGUUGCCAUCAAAACUUGCAAGUUCAAAGACCAACAGUAAUCUGUUUGCCAACACUGGAUUGGACAUCGAUGCACAACGCGCAGCACCUAUCUUCUUCAACCCAGAGAGUGUUCCAUUCAGAUUGACACCGAAUAUUCAAACGUUGAUUGGAGAAGCUGGGCUGGAAGGAAUACUAUCUGUUCAUAUGUUGUGCAUUGCAAAGGCUCUGACCGAGCCGGAACCAGAACUUGAGACGUACCUACCUCUAUUUGUCCGUGACGAGACCAUAUCGUGGUUCACACAGCAACAUCGCCCAUCAGCAGAUGAGCCUCAACUUCGUGAGAUUGUUCGUGUUAACGUUGAUCUUAUCAUAAAGAAGGUUCAGCAGUUGUGUAUCAACAACAACGCCAAUUCUGUCACCACUCAACACGUUUUGGAUCAAAUCCAACAAGCUGUUAAUCCAAAGCAUUUGGCUGCUUUGGAUCCAUUAUGGAUGGCUUAUCUCUAACACUCUUAUUAUAUGUUAUUUCUAAGUGAUAAUUAUGUUUAUUUUUUUCAUUGCUAG